UGCCUUCCAGGUCCUCUGGCUGCUUGCGCUUCUUGCUUCUCGCCAUGCCCGAGCCGGCCAAGUCUGCUCCGGCUCCCAAGAAAGGCUCUAAGAAAGCCGUCACCAAGGCCCAGAAGAAGGAUGGCAAGAAGCGGAAGCGCAGCCGCAAGGAGAGCUACUCCAUCUACGUGUACAAGGUGCUGAAGCAGGUCCACCCCGACACCGGCAUCUCCUCCAAGGCCAUGGGCAUCAUGAACUCCUUCGUCAACGACAUCUUUGAGCGCAUCGCCGGCGAAGCGUCUCGCCUGGCGCAUUACAACAAGCGCUCCACCAUCACUUCUCGGGAGAUCCAGACGGCAGUGCGCCUGCUGCUGCCCGGCGAGCUGGCCAAACACGCAGUGUCCGAGGGUACCAAGGCCGUCACCAAGUACACCAGUUCCAAGUGAGUCCCCUCUUGGGACGCGCUUGCUUCUAAAGGCUCUUUUCAGAGCCACCCCACCUUCUCAGUGAA
Messenger RNA from Sciurus carolinensis (gray squirrel), 490 nucleotides. RefSeq names its product histone H2B type 2-E. The coding region runs from base 45 to 425 and encodes 126 amino acids. The record is from RefSeq and is a predicted model, not a curated record. Gene Ontology annotation, cellular component: nucleosome. The transcript has a single exon. Lineage: Eukaryota; Metazoa; Chordata; Mammalia; Rodentia; Sciuridae. Gene Ontology annotation, molecular function: structural constituent of chromatin; DNA binding; protein heterodimerization activity.